Messenger RNA from Orbilia oligospora ATCC 24927, 1095 nucleotides. RefSeq lists its product as uncharacterized. Lineage: Eukaryota; Fungi; Ascomycota; Orbiliomycetes; Orbiliales; Orbiliaceae. The transcript has a single exon. The coding region runs from base 1 to 1095 and encodes 364 amino acids. The record is from RefSeq and is a predicted model, not a curated record.
AUGAUUACUAUCUCUAUAGCUCCCUCCGACCGCGUCGACUCGUGGAUCGAAGUCGCUUCUCAGCCUUCUGAUAGCUAUACAUCUUCGAGUUCCCCUGAAGAUCCCGUAAUUACGAGCGGUCUCCAAGUUCAAAGACGGAAAAAUCGCACUAGACAGCGCCGAAACUCGACAUCUACAGCUAUUCCAACUGCUUCUAGAGCUGUAGAAAGCAGUGAUGAAUAUGAUGAGGACGACGAUGAGGAUCUAGAUGGAAUCGACCUAAACGCCAUAGACAGUAUGGGGAGUUCGAUUACUGAUCCUUCGCUAAGUGAAGGUGAAGAAGGGUCAUCAGAUGAAGAAAGCGAUGAAGACGACGAAGGCGAGAUUCAACCUGUAGCUGGGCUUUCUUCAUAUGUAUCAGCACCUCAGCGACCUCAGAACAAUUUCAGGACAUUCUCUCGAGAUCCGCCACAGCCCGACCAUGACGCUGCGCUUAGAGCUAGUCUGUCGACCUUACUUUCAUGCGCCGCUGGUGUUGGUAGUGCUUCAAAGCCGAGACCAAAUGAACGCAUGGGAUCCAUACAAGAACAUGUUCGACCAGCUACAAUUCCAACCUUAUCCUUGGUUACGGAUUCCGAACGAGAAGCAAUGAUGUCUCGCCCUCCGCCGCCGCCGCCAUAUCGCCGAACAGUACACCAUCCGCCACCACAGUCCCCACUAGAACAGAAACGACCCGCUUCUCCCAGGAGGUCGAGAGACGAUACUCAAGCUACAAAGCAUAAAUCAAAGACAAAGACUAGACGCUUGGCUAAGGCUACAACUGCCCCUCCUCCUAAUGCUACGAUGGCGAGUGCUAUGGCUUCGAUUUCAGCCUCCAAUAUGACAUAUCUUACCCUUGCUGUCUCUGCUGGCGCUGUUAUCAUCGUCAGCGCUAUCAGCUUUUCAGCUGGAUAUGCGUUGGGUAAGGAAGUCGGAAGAAGUGAAAUGCUUGAGCUUGGUAGUUCAGGUAGCGAUAUCGUCAAACGUGCCGCCAGUGGGACGGUCUCAAAAGUUGGUGGAAGGAUUGUGAUGAGCUCCGGGGUGAGCAGUGGGCUGAGGAGUAUCACCGUUUCUUAA